AGCCAAUACACGCAGUGCAAGUUAUUGCGGAAAGUAUGAAGGCAAUUAUGUCGCGGAGGAAGAAGGCGCCAGCCUUCGUGCCUAUUAACGAGCACUUCCAGCGAGCAUCGACUCUAUCCCGUUCUCCAGUACAAGAAGGAGCAAAGCCUGCAGCUGAUGCUAUCGACUUGACGCUGGACGACGCACCACCGAGUCGACAGAAGCGCCAGCGUUCCUUCUACGAGGAUUCCGAAGACGAAGCAGAGAACGGAGAGCCCAAUACAGCGCUAGACUUGAUUCGUCAGAGUAGACGGCGUUCAACAGCGUCCAGUGGUCCUUCACAAGCCAAGAAACGAGCUGUAGAUACGUCAAAAACUCUAAAUGAUAUUCUAACCAGAGCCAACCGGAAGGUCUUUGGUAACGACGGCUUCAGGAAGAAUCAGAGAGAAGUGAUAGAGGCCACAAUGCGAGGAGAAGACUGUUUCGUACUCAUGCCUACAGGAGGCGGCAAGAGUUUGUGCUACCAGCUUCCUGCGGUGUUAAGCAAGGGCGUAACAAUUGUAGUAUCGCCGCUGUUAUCGUUGAUUCAAGACCAAGUGACAGCGUUGAUCCAGAACCCUGGAUGUGGCAUCCCUGCAGCAUUUCUGACUAGUCAAACGUCGUUAACACUCAAGAGAUCUAUCACAGCCGAGCUGAAACGCUCUGCGCCCAGUGUUAAGCUGCUGUACUUGACACCCGAGAAGGUCAUCAAGUCGCCAGAGAUGAUGGACUUGUUGAAAGACUUGCAUCGCAACAAGAUGCUCGCCCGGUUUGUGAUCGAUGAAGCCCAUUGCGUCAGCCAAUGGGGUCACGAUUUCCGACCGGAGUAUAACCAGCUAGGUAUACUCAAGAAAACCUUCCCUACCGUGCCAUUGAUGGCACUAACAGCGACUGCACCGCCCAAGGUUAUUGAUCACGUGAAGAAGUCGUUGAUGAUCUCGAACGGACAUGUGUUUUCCAUGAGCUUUAACAGACAAAACCUUACGUUUGAGGUGCGCGAUAAGCCUCGUGGUGGUGACAAGAAGGCCAUGGAAGCGCUCUAUCAACACAUUUCGACGACAUACGCACCUGAUGCAGUGGGUAUCGUGUACUGUAUGACCAAGCAGGACUGUGAAGACGUAGCCAACUACUUGUUCGACCACGGAUUAAGCGCUGAUUUCUACCAUGCAGGACAGUCAGCAACAGACCGACACAUGGUACAGGAGGCGUGGCAAAAUGGUCAGCUUAGUAUCGUGUGUGCUACAAUCGCUUACGGUAUGGGCAUUAACAAGCCCGACGUGCGCUACGUGAUCCACUUCUCGGUAGCCAAGUCCAUCGAAGGCUACUACCAAGAAGCAGGUCGAGCUGGACGAGACGGGAAGCCAUCACAGUGCAUAUUGUUCUACAGUCCACGGGACGUCUCCAAGAUGCGCAACAUCCUGUCGAUGCCUCAGAAAGGAAUGACCAAGAAAACCCGAGCCGUUCACAUGGAGAAGCUCAAGUCCAUGGCUGAAUACUGCGAGGACGACACGACCUGUCGUCGACAGCUGCUGAUCUCGUACUUCGGACAGCAAUUCCAGCGCUCAGACUGCAACAGGACGUGUGACAACUGCCGACGCACUCAACGUGCAGCUCGCAUGAACCGCUAAUCUAUCCGUAUCCUACCAUCGACAUUAACCUUAAUAGCUUGCAUGUACGUCGGAGCGUUGACAGCAAAUAACAAAACAAAAGAAUGGCUACAUUGGAAUCGCAGGUUAAUCGUUCC
Molecule: messenger RNA, 1762 nt
Organism: Phytophthora nicotianae INRA-310
Lineage: Eukaryota; Oomycota; Peronosporomycetes; Peronosporales; Peronosporaceae
Exons: 1
Coding region: 36-1646 (536 amino acids)
Biological process (GO): double-strand break repair via homologous recombination
Cellular component (GO): chromosome; nucleus; cytoplasm
Molecular function (GO): 3'-5' DNA helicase activity; nucleic acid binding; four-way junction helicase activity
Source: RefSeq, a predicted model, not a curated record